AUGGUUAGAGGUUUAAUAAUUUACACUUGCAAUGAGAACUUCAAGUUUUCUGACAACAGCCGGAGCAAAACGAUCAUUUGUCAAAAUGACGGCACGUGGACUCAACUCGAUGGUAAAUGUAUCGCCACUCAUUGUGCACAAGCAUUGGUCGAUAAAACAGCCGAAGGCUUCCAAAUCUUUGAUGACAAAGAAAUUCCUCAGUCAGACUAUGGAAAUCAUAAAACCGAAGUGAAGGAGAAUAUCGAAUAUCAUUGUGAGCCCCCCAAAGUGCUUAGCACCGAUCCCACCAAAAAUCAGCUGGCCGUUCAAUGUCUGGAGAACGGAACAUACGCAUAUCCGCUUAUUUGGCCCCAAUGUGUGAUUCCCGUAGAAUGUGAGCCUCCUAGUGAUUCCCACGUGGAGAAUGGUCAUCUUCAACCACUUUCAAAGAACAUUUUUGGCAAGGACGAAAAAGUGCAGUAUGAAUGCGAUCAAUUCUUCGAAUUCGCUAAUGGACAACAGUUUGAAGAGCGGAGUUGUUACGAUGUCAACCUUUGGACCGAUAUUACCGAAGCUUGUGUUCCAACCCAUUGUGUGGGCGGAGUUCCAAGCGUUCCAAGUGCAUCUGGAAAGUACGAAUUCAUCGCCAACAAAAAUACGUAUUCCAGCGCCAACACCAUGGACAAUGUGGGCAUUCCUAUUGGCGAAUCUUUGACUUUUCAAUGUGCAGAUGGGGGCUUUUUCGAGGACCAGAAGAAAGCUUUAAAUAAAAGCUUCAGUGUGCCUUGUUUGCCCGGUGGAGUUUACCCAGCCAUUACAGAAUUUCCACUUUGUACCACCCAAAAGAAAUGCGUGGAUCCUUACCUUCCCGUGGUUCCGAAUCUGGUCGUGUCCAUUGUUAGUUCUGCUUUAUCUAAUGGCACAUUUAUUUACAAGGAUAGAAUCCGAUACGAGUGCAGUCCCAAGGAGUUUGCGCUACGAAGGGCCGGUGACAACCAAGACAUUCCAAGGGGGACACUUACCACUGUAUGCUUAUUCAAUCGGCUCUGGGCAAGCCCUGCCAGUGAUUUCAAAUGUGAACACUCUUUGAACAUGUUAGAUAUGACAACGAACUCAACAAUGGACAGUGACAGUUAUGGGGGGAAAUGA
Messenger RNA from Tigriopus californicus, 1128 nucleotides. Its product is annotated as sushi, von Willebrand factor type A, EGF and pentraxin domain-containing protein 1-like. The coding region runs from base 1 to 1128 and encodes 375 amino acids. The record is from RefSeq and is a predicted model, not a curated record. NCBI's taxonomy places the organism in Eukaryota, Metazoa, Arthropoda, Copepoda, Harpacticoida, Harpacticidae. The transcript has 7 exons.